UAACCGAUGUUCGCGUUACGGCUAGUGCAAAUGCCAAGCAGAUGGGGCAAUGCCAUAGACGAGACAAUGCACAGCAGGGACGCUGCCCAUUGGCAAUUGGCUGGGGUGGUACGGAGUAGUGGUGUAACUUAAGGACUCCGUACAAUGCGCCAUGAGGUCACAAGUAAUUAGUGCUCCUUGCUGGUCUUAUUACACGUCAAACUAACAUAUCCUGUCACCCAGUCCGUCGCUCUACCUUAUUUAAUUUUUACCGUUCUACUGGGGACAAUUAUUACCACCCAGAUAUACUAAUUCACUUUCACCACAAUGAAGUUGUCUUCUCUCUUGGCCACAAUCCUCUUGGCGACCGUGUCGUCCGCUUCACCCUUUAUGAAACGCGAGGUCGGCGGCGUCCUCAUCUGCACCGGCGCCAAUGCAACUGGUCACUGUUCACACCAGGUCUACUCCAUGGAGGAGUGCCAUCAGCUCCCUGCUCCAUACUACCAGAACACCAACACAUUUGCUCCCGAUGGCGAAGCUUUCACUUGCUUCCCCCGUCUAUACGAUUGCGGCGGCAUCUGCAUGAGCCCAACAGGGUGUACUUUUGGAGGCGUGGACUUUUCUUACGAGCACAAAUACAAUCUGAGUGCUAUCAAGUGGGAUAGCCUGAUCAAGAGCUUUGAUUGUUCACUGAAGCAGGUUUAAGUUAACCCGAGGAGCUGUCCUAUAUCGGCCGGGAUGCGGGUGUCAAGGAAGCGCGCGUUAUGCAGGCGUAUAAUAAAGAUGCUCGGGUCUCAUCCGAAUAACCGUUUUCGGACUUUUCUCUUAUCGUCAGUCGUGGACUCGUGGCGCAUCAUGUUCCAAGACCUCGAGUGCCUUACCCGCUG
This is a messenger RNA of Emericellopsis atlantica, 866 nucleotides long. RefSeq lists its product as uncharacterized. The record is from RefSeq and is a predicted model, not a curated record. The coding region runs from base 307 to 684 and encodes 125 amino acids. NCBI's taxonomy places the organism in Eukaryota, Fungi, Ascomycota, Sordariomycetes, Hypocreales, Bionectriaceae. The transcript is spliced from 2 exons.